Molecule: messenger RNA, 609 nt
Organism: Tripterygium wilfordii
Lineage: Eukaryota; Viridiplantae; Streptophyta; Magnoliopsida; Celastrales; Celastraceae
Product: protein PELPK1-like
Exons: 2
Coding region: 62-394 (110 amino acids)
Source: RefSeq, a predicted model, not a curated record
ACUUCUCGCAAACAAGAUCCAUUCUUUCUGAAAUUAAUAGUUCUGAACAUCUGCUUCAACUAUGGCCUUUCGUCGCUUCUCGUCCUUUAUCUUUCCACUUGUUUGUCUCACUCUCUCAGUGAUUAGCAGCAGCGGAGAUGGAGCGCGCCAGCUCCUGGAGACAAAACUGCCUGAGAUACCUCAACUCCCAAAGCCUGAAAUACCUGAGCUUCCACCAUUGCCUAAAGUUGAACUUCCACCAUUACCUCAUAUUCCAACUCUGCCUGAAUUUCCAAAGCCUGAAGUUCCAAAAAUACCAGAGGUGCCUCCUUUUCCCCAUCUGCCUGAGUUGCCUAAACCUACACUUCCUGAAAUUCCACCUCUUCCCAAGGUACCCUCUCUUGACCAUCCUUGAAUCCUUCUUCAAUGGAAUUGAACUCUUGGAUAUGCAAUACGUAGACCACGUCGUGUGAGAUUCGUCUUGUGUCUAUAUAUUGUCCAGCGAGUACUUAAUAUGUGAUUCAUGUUGUUGAGAUUAAUAUUGUAUCAGUGUUUCUGUUGGAGUGUGUAUUUGUAUCUUCAAUUAUGGUUAUUGAAGUUACUAUAGAUAUGCAAAUGAUUAUUCGUCGA